Messenger RNA from Clonostachys rhizophaga, 210 nucleotides. The record is from the annotation of a GenBank genome assembly. NCBI's taxonomy places the organism in Eukaryota, Fungi, Ascomycota, Sordariomycetes, Hypocreales, Bionectriaceae.
AUGGCUGCCCUCAACUUCUCCGAUGCUCCCAUGGCCCGCAACUGGGGUCGCUCCGGCUACAACAAGGACGACGAGCCCAAGGGCAACAAGGGCCGCUCCGGCUACAACGAGCCCGACGCCGAUGAGCAGAUGAUCAACCUCAGCGGCCGCUCCGGCUACAACAAGUCCGGCGAUGACGACGAGAAGUCUGGCCGCUCCGGCUACAACUAA